AUGGAGAAGGGUAAGGAGGAAAAUGUAGAGAAGGUGGACGCCUUGGGCAGGAAGGUUUGGGACCGAAACUUUUAUACUGAGAAGGCCAUAGGUAAAUCAGGCGGAGGUGAUGUUGUUGAGGAGACUAUCUCAACGUUAUACCAGGGUACUUUUAAGAAGCCUGUUAUCACGGUUCCUGAGGUUCGCGAGGAUUUAAAGCCUAGGACAGAGACCAUAGACUUUUCAAAGUUUGUCGGAAGGUCAGACCUAGUUGAUGUUGACGGCCCAAAAUCUAAGCAGGGCGGCUUUUUUUGUAAGACUUGCAACUGCCUUCUAAAGGAUUCUCAAUCUUACUUGGAUCACUUGAAUGGGAAGAAACAUAACCGCCUUCUUGGUAUGACAAUGAGGGUUGAGAAAGUAAGCGCCAAAACUGUAGCUGAUAAACUAAGGAGGCUCUCUGAGAGAGACAGUUCGUCUGUUAAGACGAAGGAGGAGCUUGAAAAUGACGCCAGGGAGAGGAUAAAGGAGCUUGAAAUGUACGAAAAGGAGUUGAAGGAGAAAAGGAGGCUAAUGAAGUUGGAAAAGAAAAAGAGAAAACUUAAUCACGACUCCAGUUCAGAUUACAGCAGUGGUCAUAAAGUUAAAUCUGAGCGUAUUAAUGUUAAAUCAGAGUAUAAAGACUUUAAAUCAGAUUAUGACGAUGGCCUUAAAAGUGAAUAUAAGGUUAAGUCGGAAUAUGAGGACCAGGAGGAAUCCAGCGAGUUGGAGGCCAUGAGGAAGGCUGGUCUUCCAGUGUCAUUUUGCUAA
Messenger RNA from Theileria annulata, 786 nucleotides. RefSeq lists its product as uncharacterized. Lineage: Eukaryota; Apicomplexa; Aconoidasida; Piroplasmida; Theileriidae. Gene Ontology annotation, cellular component: U4/U6 x U5 tri-snRNP complex; spliceosomal complex. The record is from RefSeq and is a predicted model, not a curated record. Gene Ontology annotation, molecular function: nucleic acid binding; zinc ion binding. The coding region runs from base 1 to 786 and encodes 261 amino acids. Gene Ontology annotation, biological process: mRNA splicing, via spliceosome. The transcript has a single exon.